GGCCAGGAUCCCUCGCAGCUCGGACGCGGAGAUCCGCACACGCUCCAACCCCUCCGCCAUCUUCGCGGCGGCUGCUACAGCUGCUGCGACUCCGCCACCGCCGCGCGCAGCCAGGAAACCACGACGGACGGGCGGCGCGCGCUCACCCACUCCCACCCUUUUCCCCGCCCUCUCUUGUCGCCCUCCCCAAACGACGGUGGCCGCACUGGGAGCAAAAGCUUUCAGCUCGUUCAACUAGGGCCAUUCAGGCCGUAGAGCCAGCGUGUGCGCGUGCGCUUGCGCAGAGGUGUAACGCUGGAAGGUACGCUGAGGCUUGGAGGUGAAGGCGCAGCGCCCAGGAGGUGAGGUGAGGCGAGGGCAGGUACGGCUCGCCCACGCCAGUAUUUCCUAAAUGACCUUUCACCCUUUGCCACAUUGGUCCUGGGCCAAGAUGGGCCAGUCAAAGUCCUUACCCAGAAUUUUUUGAACUGAAAGUGAGAGAAAAUCCCUCUUCAGUGUGGAAGCCAUAAAAUGUAAAACACAGAAACUGUCAGCAGCCAUGUGUCCUGUCGUGUUGAACCAGCUGGUCUGCUGUGAAAAGGAAGCCGACAUGCCAAAGGCAGCAGAGAACCAUGUGUGCUCAGUACUGCAUCUCCUUUGCUGAUGUUGAAAAAGCCCAUAUGAACAUUCGAGAUUCUGUCCACCUCACGCCAGUACUAACAAGCUCCAUUUUGAACCAAAUAGCAGGACGCAGUCUUUUCUUCAAAUGUGAACUCUUUCAGAAAACUGGGUCUUUUAAGAUCCGUGGUGCCCUUAAUGCCAUCAGAGGCUUAAUUCCUGACCCUCUGGAGGGGAAACCCAAAGCCGUUGUUACUCACAGCAGUGGGAACCAUGGCCAGGCUCUCACCUAUGCUGCCAAACUGGAAGGGAUUCCUGCUUACAUUGUGGUGCCUCAGACAGCUCCCAACUGCAAGAAACUGGCAAUACAAGCCUACGGAGCCUCUAUAGUAUAUAGUGAACAGAGUGAAGAGUCCAGAGAAAAGGUCACUCAACGAAUUAUGCAAGAAACAGAAGGCAUCUUGGUCCAUCCCAACCAGGAGCCUGCAGUGAUAGCUGGACAAGGGACAAUUGCCCUGGAAGUCCUGAACCAGGUUCCUUUGGUGGAUGCACUGGUGGUACCAGUAGGGGGAGGAGGAAUGGUUGCUGGAAUAGCCAUUACAAUUAAGGCCCUGAAACCUGGUGUGAAGGUCUACGCUGCUGAACCCUUGAAUGCAGAUGACUGCUACCAGUCCAAACUGAAAGGAGAACUGACUCCCAAUCUUCACCCUCCAGAAACCAUAGCAGAUGGUGUCAAAUCAAGCAUUGGCUUAAAUACUUGGCCUAUUAUAAGGGACCUUGUGGAUGAUGUCUUCACUGUCACAGAGGAUGAAAUCAAGCAUGCAACCCAACUGGUGUGGGAGAGAAUGAAACUGCUCAUUGAGCCUACUGCUGGUGUUGGAUUGGCUGCAGUGCUGUCCCAGCAUUUCCAAACAGUCUCUCCUGAUGUGAAGAACAUCUGUAUUGUACUCAGUGGUGGGAAUGUAGACCUAACCUCCCUAAACUGGGUGAAGCAGGCUGAAAGUCCUUACCAGACUAUUUCUGUUUAAAUUCAUGAAUUGUCUCUAGAUGAAAAUUGUUUUCAAAAUCCUAAUGGAGAAGAAUAUUUUAGUAAGAGUUAUAAUUUGGUGACCAAGUAAUAGUGUAAACAGCUGAAAUAGAAAGCAGACUGCCUUGUCACAACCCACACUAAAUUCUGUCUGCAGCAGACAGAAUCCACUGAAUCCAUUAUUCCAUGUCCACUUCAGAUGCUGCUGAGGAGAUCUCACUUUUCACCCAUGGUACUGGCUCUGGUACAUAUGGGUCAUAAGUCCAUUUGGGGAAAACUCGCUUAUAGAGAUUCAUUAAUACUGUAUCCUGAGAUUUUAGCUUCCCAUCAAAACUGCACUUCAUAUGGCCAUGGGUACCUAGAAGGAAAACAGCAAAUUGGUUAAAGUAAAGUAGGCACUAAAGCAGUGAACUUUACAGCCCAAUAGUCCUUUGGUAACACUUGGGAAUCCCAGACUCUUACCUAGAGGCUCCUUGAUGUGUCCCCUGCGGCCCCACUUGGUUCUCAGUUCCACAGGCUUAAACCACAUCACAUCCUCUUAGAAUAGAACACACAGACACAAAAUCAAACAAUGUCAAGCCUGUCUUCCCACCAAAGGGAACCAGAUCCCUCUCGUCAUUCAUGCCUACCUCUGUUGAAGAACAUGUAACGCACCACUGCCAUCUUAGUACAAAUUUUGAACGGAUGACCACUCAGAACAACUCUCUUGAUGACCAUCCUGUCUGGAUCCACUGACAACAGGUGGCCUGUAGCAAUGAGGCUGUGCACUCCUAUGGAAGGAGAGCAGCUGUUAAUCUACAGGCCAUGCCCUUCAGCUACUGCUCUCAUCUAUUUUAAAGACCCAUGCCAGACUCUCGGAGAAGUGUACUGUUACCUUUCUGAGGUCACAAAAGACCAAUAAAAAAAUAUUUUUAUUGAGCCUGCCCCCCAAACCCACCUUAAAAAUAGUACUCCAAGCAGUCUCUACUCAAGUGUGCCAACAGGAAAGAACUAGCUUAUCUCCUGGGCUUACUUACACCCUCAAUGAGGUUGAAAUUGGUAUUUUGGAAAAACCAGCAGCAUACCUUCUUAAUAUAGCCUAAUUACAGAAAAGUUAUGGUCCUAGUAGGUUUACCGUUUACCAUUUAGAAUUCAACAUACCGUUGCUUCUCUGCUUGAAAAGUAGCACAGAUGCAGGAGGAAAAGUGAUUGGCGCAAACACUGUCACCACCAAGGCCGCAUCUACAGUCAGGAAUCUCUGAAAUUUAUGUUUAUCAGCUUCCAUAGUAAGGGUCCAAAAUAAAUAGAAAAAAAAAGUGAAAAGCCUUGAGAAACCAUAAGCAAUGCAAAGGCUGUCAAAAGCUUUGCUGCUGCCACACACAGACCCACCUUUUAAAGUUAUGAUAAUGCUAUAGAUCAACAUCAUAUUCUCAGCCUAACUGUAACUCUUAACCAAAAGCACUGGUGUUUAUGAUUAUGUUUUUAUUUAACUAUGUGUCUGGGUAUAGGUAUAUAUAUAUAUAUAUCCAUGUGGGUAUGCAUGUGUAGGUGCCUCUAAGCUGAUCAGUGUGGUAGGUACUGGGAACUGAACCAGGUCACCUAUAAGCUCCAGUCUGCUUUGUUUUGAGACAGGUUUAUGUAUUGCAUGCUGGCCUUGAACUUACUGUGUACCUUCCUCCAUAUUUCUCAAGGGCUAGGAUUACCAGCUUCAUCUGUGUUUCUCUAUACUACUCUCAUUUUUUCCCCUCCAUAAAUACAACUAAAACAUAAAACCUAGUCCCAUUAAUAAUUUUUCAACUGGAGACAGAAUAGAGCUUAGACUAUGGUUGGCACUGAAAGUCCUCCAGGUGAUGUGAUCUCACUACAACCAAAACUUUUACUCAGGCUGACUGCGCAGCAACUCAGUCUCCAGCAGAAACAGCUUCUACCCAGAAAGCCUCUUUUGUGUUGGGUGCAGAACAGUAAGCUAACAGAAAAGCUCUGUUCAUUGCAAGACAUUUAUUACUUUCUUAAAAUAAUAAAAGCUUUUAAAUACA
This is a messenger RNA of Arvicola amphibius (Eurasian water vole), 3639 nucleotides long. It is a transcript of the gene Srr, whose product is annotated as serine racemase. Lineage: Eukaryota; Metazoa; Chordata; Mammalia; Rodentia; Cricetidae. The record is from RefSeq and is a predicted model, not a curated record. The coding region runs from base 612 to 1625 and encodes 337 amino acids. Gene Ontology annotation, biological process: D-serine biosynthetic process; L-serine metabolic process; pyruvate biosynthetic process. The transcript has 9 exons. Gene Ontology annotation, cellular component: cytoplasm. Gene Ontology annotation, molecular function: threonine racemase activity; ATP binding; pyridoxal phosphate binding.